AUAAUUUAAUUGCCGAUCACGACCUAAGAGCAGCUAAGGCGAUAAUUUAUUAUACACAAUAUUUUUAAUUAAAUUCGGAAAAUGGGGGUUUAUAAAUCUGCACACACUGCACAAAAUGUGUAGUUGAAGAUCAAUACUAUAUAAACUGCAAAAAGAAAGAAAAAAGCAAAUUAAAAGGAAAAAAUAGUAAAAGCAUGGAGAAAGCGAAGGCAUACAUUGCAGUGGUAGUGAUACAAUGCAGCUUCGCAGGCAUGAUGGUGUUGUCAAAGGCAGCUAUGUCUGCGGGGAUGAAGCCUUCCAUCUUCGUCGCCUACCGACAGGGAUUCGCCUUCUUCUCCUUGCUCCCCUUCGCCUUCUUCUUCACCAGCAAGGGGUCACCUCCUCUUACAUGGAGUGGGUUAUGCAAGAUUUUCUUUGUUUCUUCAUAUGGAUUGGCGUUGAGUUUCAAUCUGAAUUUAGCAGGAUUGGAGUAUAUUUCGGCAACAUUUGGUACAGCCAUUCUCAGCUUUGUUCCUGCUUUGGUCUUUAUCAUGGCUGUUUGUUUAAGGAUUGAAAGUCUAGACAUACGCAAAUGGCAUGGAGUAACAAAGGUAUUAGGAAGCAUAAUUAGCUUGUCCGGAGCGAUGGCCUUCACCUUCUACAAAGGCCACGCUCUCUACCACACUUCAACAUCCCACCAUCCCUUGGAAGAUAAGCCUCACUCAAAACAUCAGUGGAUCAUGGGCGCUUUCCUCGCCAUCGUCGCCACACUCUUCUACGCUAUGUGGAUCACUAUGCAGGCCCCACUCCUCAAACAAUAUCCAGGCAAAUUUAGGCUCACUAUUAUGCAAUGUGGCUUCAGCAGCCUCUCAGCAACGCUCUACGCUGCCGUGGUGGAGAGGCAUUCAUCUGCGUGGAAGCUUGGAUGGGAUAUUCAUCUCUUAUCGGUUGCCUAUUGUGGUGUGAUAGUGGGAGGGAUGGGUUAUUGGUUGCAAGCUUGGGUUAUAGAGAAGAAAGGUCCUGUUUUUACUGCCAUUUUCAACCCGCUAGCGCUGGUUAUUGCGGCCAUCAUAUCAGCUUUUCUUCUCAACGAAACUCUUCACUGGGGGAGUUCAGUGUGCGUCGAUACCGUCAUGCCUUCGAGUGGUGUCGCAACACAUCAACACUCAAAGAUUGUGGUAGUGGCGGUAAUGUUUGGGUUCAGCUCAAAACGACGUCGUGUUUUGGGUUGUGGGCUGCUUGUGGCUGGGCUCUAUUGUUUCUUAUGGGGCAGAAAUCGAGAAGCCCAUCUUAAAGCCCAACAGAUUUUGGAGGAUGUCCAUUCCGAGACGGCCGCACCAAUAUCACUCGAUGGAAAGAGCCCAUAAACAUAUUUAUUUGUUUACAUUUUCUCUAAUAUAAUUUGUACUAGUACAUCCUCUCGUUAGAGAUGUAAACAAAUCAAAUCGAAAUGAAUAUAAUUGGAUUCAAUUCAUAUUCGUAAAAAUAAUUGUAUAUUCGAAUUGGAAUUCAAAUAUCUUUUGAAUCUUAUUUGCUAUUUUUAUUC
Salvia miltiorrhiza (redroot sage) is the source of this 1525-nucleotide messenger RNA. RefSeq names its product WAT1-related protein At1g43650-like. The transcript has 7 exons. The record is from RefSeq and is a predicted model, not a curated record. Gene Ontology annotation, cellular component: plasma membrane. Bases 195 to 1346 code for a protein of 383 amino acids. Gene Ontology annotation, molecular function: transmembrane transporter activity. Lineage: Eukaryota; Viridiplantae; Streptophyta; Magnoliopsida; Lamiales; Lamiaceae.